AAUGUCCCCGAAUGAUGCUAGUGUUGCUCCUGUUGCCAGACGAAUUGAGGAGCUGGUGACCAGUAUUAAAAGGAGGUCACAACGUCUUUAUAAAGACAAUGAUGGCUGCAAAGGUCCUGCCCGGAUACGCAGAAAGAUCAGGGAGGAAAAUAAACUUUUAAAUUCUGUGGUGGAUCAAUAUAACGCCAUGGUUCCUAAUGCAGAAAACCUGGACUUGGACACCAUUCUUUCGGAUGACAUUAUUUGGCCAUGGCAGCUUUCACACGGUGACUCUGUAGAUCUAAGGACAAAAAGGAAGGCAUUUGACAUGGUGAUGGCAGUAAGGAGACUUGAGGAGGAGAAGAGGAUUGUCAUUGCUGAGAUGGAAAAAUAUUGGACAUCUCUUUGCACCCGUGCAGACACCCUGAAGGAGAUGUCAUCUCAGCUUUGCAGUGGGACAUCAAAUGAGAUGUGGGGCCUGAGUAAAGAGGGAAUCCAAGGUCUACAGAGCUUAAUCAUAAAGAACGCACAAGCCAUCAACAGAAUACGAAAGCACGUAAAGAACUGUUAUAUACAAGUUCUGACUGGAACAGAAGUGAACUUUAAAAGUGAUUCGGAGGAAUACCAUAGUGACUCUGAACUUUCCGAAGAUUAAACGGAGGAUGUAAGAUGACCAACUUUCAAGUGUCUUGUCAUGUUCUCCAAGUCUUAAAGAAAUGCAUAGAUUGGCAAGAAGAUCAUUGUAGCACCUGGACUCUUUAUAUUGAAAUUUAAUUCACAAUUCAGUUUUGAGAAUGCCCAUGUUCUCUGUAACCAGAUGGGAUGAAAGACCUCUUCCAUGCCAACUUAUAGCAGGGGUCUUUUUUUGCAUUUUAUUUAUUGCAUUUUACUGUUUAUCCAUCCAAAGUAAUUUUCUGACCCUGCUAAUUAAACAUGAAAAGCUUGGUUUAGAAUUAGAAAAAAACCCAUGGGAGCUUUAAUUGAACUUGGAGCUUAUUUUAUGAAUCGGUAUGCUCUCAUG
Messenger RNA from Triplophysa rosa, 1000 nucleotides. RefSeq lists its product as uncharacterized. The record is from RefSeq and is a predicted model, not a curated record. NCBI's taxonomy places the organism in Eukaryota, Metazoa, Chordata, Actinopteri, Cypriniformes, Nemacheilidae. The coding region runs from base 2 to 634 and encodes 210 amino acids. The transcript has 3 exons.